Molecule: messenger RNA, 360 nt
Organism: Pieris macdunnoughi
Lineage: Eukaryota; Metazoa; Arthropoda; Insecta; Lepidoptera; Pieridae
Source: the annotation of a GenBank genome assembly
AUGGGUGCGUCACUGCGCGUCUCGAUUGUUUUACUUGGACUUUUGCUUAUCACCACCUGCUAUUCGGCAAGGAUUCCAAAUAAUUUCGAUCCACGUCUCACGGAUGAGAUAAUAGCGCCAAAGAAGAGACCGUUCUGCAAUGCUUUCACAGGAUGUGGUCGCAAAAGGUCAAUGAACCCUCCCGGAAUGCCUCUGCAAGGAAUGAUGCGAUCAAGACAGUUUGAAGAAGACAACUACGACACAGAUAACUCCUUAGAAGACCUUUCCCGCCAAAUUUUAUCUGAAGCAAAACUUUGGGAAGUGAUACAAGAAGCCAGCGCGCAAAUUGCCAGACGAAACCAAAAAGAAGCGUUACUUUAA